Messenger RNA from Triticum urartu, 5792 nucleotides. The record is from RefSeq and is a predicted model, not a curated record. Lineage: Eukaryota; Viridiplantae; Streptophyta; Magnoliopsida; Poales; Poaceae.
UUUCCCCACGGGUGACCCUGCGCGGCAGCGCCUCCUGACGUAAAAUUCCCCAAUUCGGAGCACCGAAAACUCCAGGAAAUCUGCACCUGACAAAUCGAUUUUCUUUUCCUUUUAAUCGCAUUUCGGCUUCGAAGCCCACCACGCCGUUUCCGUCUCGUGUCUCGCGCGCGCGGCAUCGCCGCCACCACCACCACCGGAACCCUACGAAGAGACCCCCGGCCGUCCCGCCGCCGCACGCGGCGAUGGGGGCGGCGCGGCGGGGCCUGCUGCUCGACCAGUGGCGCGGGAUCCAGGAGGACGAGGAGGCGUACGACGACCGCGGCGACCCUUCCGCGGCCAACCAUCGCCGCCGCCGCCUCAACCAGGCCAAGGAGCAGUGGUUUUCACAUUGUUUUGAUUUUCUAGAAAGUUUGCCAAAAGAAGAGCAUAUUUGGUGUGGAUAUGCUGAUAUUAUGGGACCUUUUUUAGAAAUGUUCCAUGGUUACUUUGAUGAGCAGGAAAACUCACUCGUUAGAACAAUAUGGUCACGGAUUUCUCAAGAACUGGGCAUUUGUACACAGUGUGUGUGUGAACACCACCAGGCACAGGAAUCUUUUGAUACUGAAUGUCGGUCAGGUAGUAUUGACCCCCUCCAGAAAGUAUUACGGCAUCUUGAUGAAGAGAGGGUUACGAAGCACCUAGAAAAGAUAAAUGCAAUGAUUCAGCUUAAGGAAUAUGACCCUUCCUGUCAUGGUGCAGAAGUUGUUUGCAUAAUGUUCGAAGUUUUGAUGUAUCCUGUUCUAUUAGAUGACCAAUCACUGGCUAAUCAGUUCCAGAAGUUCAUUGAAACAAUUGAUGAAUCAUAUGAAGUGAGCCUUUCAACUAAUCAGCAAUAUCCUGGUGUUUACGCAUUACUUUUCUUCAAAAGUGGUAAAGCUCGGGCUAUUGGUCUUCGCUUAUCCCGAUCCAUGGGUAAAUUAAGGAAAGCGGUUGACCUGGAACCGCUGCAACCCUUACUGCAAAAGUACAUCAAUUUCCUGGAUGCUGAAGUUCUUCCAUCUACUCCAGAAUUUUCAAGGCCCAGGGUGCAGCUCCAAAGGGCUGAUGUUUGGCUUGGAUUUAAAUCACUCCUUGGAUUUCUCGAGGCACCUGCUUUUGAAGAUGGAAUCUUGGAGAAAUACCCUAUCUUCCUGAAUAUUGUACUUAACCAUGUCAGUGAUGACGGAUUCGAUUUAUCAUGUGCUGUUAGUUGCCUCAAAGCAUCAUUUGAAAUGCUUGGCUGCAAACUUUGGUUGAGAACAACGCUAUCACCUAGUGUUAUUCGGAACACAUUAUUGGGUCAGUGUUUUCACACUCGAGAUGAGAAAAGUCACAAAGAAAUAUUCGAUCUUUUCAUCCCGUUUCUUCAGUCCCUUGAAGCUCUACAAGAUGGCGAACAUGAGAAGCAACGGAGGAAUAUUUUGUAUUUUCUUCUUCAUCAAGUAACUCGGAGUAGUAAUUUCAGUGCACUGAUGAGAAAAAAUGCUACUAAGAUUGCUCUUCUUAUUGUGCAAAGAGGCUACACAAUGAACCCUCCUUGCCCAGCCUCGGAAUGUGCCCAUAUGUGGGGACCAUCUUUGAUAUUCUCGUUAAAUGAUACAUCCUUGCAUAGUUCUCUGCGUCAACCUGCGUUUGAUCUCAUCAAUAUUCUCAUAGUUUCUGAUGCUUCUGCCUUGAUUUCCUUUAAACUGAAGUAUGAGUCUGCCACAAAGGGUGAUUCAAGCAACUCUGUCAUGUUUGUCGAGGACGAGGAUGAAUUGCCUUUUGCCGAUGAUACCGCGGAAAAGGAGUACAGCUGUUGGAGUGAUUUCAGAGCUCUGAACAAGUUGACAUUUAGGGGAUGCAAGGAUUGGACAUGUGUCCCUUUGUUAUGGUAUCUGGUAAUGGUUCAGUUGGAACCCUCUAAACUGCCUAUGGCUUUUUCGAAAGCAGUGUUUUGGGCUCUAUCUCAUAUUUCUAUUUUGGAGCCUGGGUUAGCUAUGGACUUGUCAGUGCCUGUAAAUGAUUGGUUAUCGUCACAUGCUGGAGAAGUCUCGUCAACAUUUUCAUGGCAAGUUCCAAAUGGUGCUGAUGAUGGUGGAGGUGGGAAGGAUUGCAUCAAUACUCUCAAGGUGUCAAAAUUUGGUACCCUGUUAUUGAGAAUAUUUAAAAGAUUUGCAAUCCGUGUCAUCAUGCAAAUUGAGCAAUGUGGGCUUCAAAAGCAAUGGACAUGGGAACCAAUGAUGGCGGAAAGCUUGAUUUUGGCACUAGUUGAUCCCAAUGAUAAUGUGCGGCAAGCAGGGAGGGCUGUCAUGGAACAUGUAUCCCAAGCACGGGGUUUGACUCCUGGGCUUCAAUUUCUGUGCUCAAGUGCAUCUUCACUGUCUGCUGUUUUCGUGGGUCUAAGAUAUGCAGUGCAGCUGGUGGAAAGGCAGUCACUUUUGGCAGAUUUUCAUAGUCUUCAUCACUUGUUUUUUGUCAUAUGCAAAUUAGUCAAGGAGGACAUUGCUCAACAGCCUUCAAUUCCACAGCCAACAAAACCUUCUGAAGGUGGUUUCUUGCGUCAACCAUUUUCAAAUGUACCAAUUACCCCACCAGAACAUGCUGUAGAUAUUAUUUCCUGGGAGAAGUUCAGCACUUUGCUUUCAGCAACUCUCUGGCCUUUAAUUUCCGCGUGCCUGAUAAAGGGAGACGAGCUAAUAAAUACCAAACAAUGUCAGAUAUCAUGUGUUCGAGUGCUUGAGUUGCUUCCCCUAGUCUACAACAGAGUCAACUCAUAUUGUGCUGAGCCAUUCAGUAUGACGACAAUGGUUCCAGACCCUAGUGAUAUGACAUGGCUUUUUCACUUGAUUAACUGGGGGAAAUCAUCUCUGCUUGUGAUCAGCAGACACUGGAAACAGUGCAUGCUAUCUUUAUUUAAAAUAUUAAAGGGUUCACAUGGUGACACCAUUCAACGCUCCAUUGAAGAUCUUGGUGAUACCAUUUCACACGAUGUAAUUGAUAUGGAUGCACUUAAAGGGAGAAUUUCUAAUCUUAAUCUUGCGGUGUUCAAGAAGGUGCCCACAAAAUCAGUUGAAACCAUCCCUUCUCUGAUUAGGCACACAGAUCAGGAGAGGCAUACUGGUCGGGACAAUCUUGAGACCAUGAAGCCCUCUCACGCGUCAGACACCGAACACAUAAUUCUUCUUUCAGACAGUGAAGAAAAUUUGCCUACAGAUGAUGUCAUUGGUGAGGAGGUUUUGUCUUCAGUGAAGGAGAAUGACGGAUUUACUGCUUCAGAUCUGUUAAAAAAUCCCUCUGUACAAACAAUGCCAGUUGAAGAUAAACAUGUGUCCUUAAAACAGCAGACACAUAGUGAUAUUAGUGCCUCUUCAAGACCUGUAUCGACGGAGAGUAGAGGCACACGUGCUGCCUCAAAAGGAUUAGGUGGAACAAAAAUGCCAAGUGUUCCAGCCAAUAAAAAUAGUACUUCCCAUUUACCAAACAAGGUUAAAUCAUCUGUUAGCGCCACUACUCAACCAUCCCGUCCAAAUUUGUCAUCGGAUGUAUGCAAAUUUAAGUCAAUUUUCAGAGAUAUAUCUGAUGAUGAAGAUGAUCCCUUAGAGCAUGCACUUGAUAAUUACAGAAGACCACAAAUUCGUGUAACAAAGUCUGCCAUAUUAAUUCCUAAAAGGCAAAUAGUUCAACUUCAGUUGCCUUCUGAAAGGAGACAGUCUUCUGGCAGACCGGAUACCAGUUUCCGACGUUUUAGUCCUCCUAAGCUGGACAGUUGGUUUAAGAAUAUAUUGGAAAUGGAUUACUUUGCUAUUGUUGGGCUAUCUUCUUCCGAGACAGUAAAGAAACCUGCUUUAAAACAAAUUCCUGUCUGCUUUGAUUCACAAGCUCAAUACAUUGAGAUCUUCCAGCCACUUGUUAUAGAAGAGUUCAAAGCUCAGUUGCAGAAUGCUUAUGUUGAAACCCCUCCUGAAGAUAUGAUGUGCGGCUCUAUAUCUAUACUCUCAGUUGAAAGAGUUGAUGAGUUUCUUGUUGUUCGUGGGCGUGCUGAGAACACAGUGUGUGUCAAAUCUAAAGGGUGUAUAGAGAAUGAUCUAAUACUGCUUACCAAGGAUCCACUGAAAAGCUCUGGACAGCAAGUCCAUGUGCUUGGAAAGGUGGAUCGGCGUGAGAGUGACAAAAAUAAGGCUUUAAUUAUUGUAAUAAAGUUCUACCUCUCGAAUGAGAUUCCACGUUUAAAUAAAGUGAAACGGCUUCUUGUUGAAAGAAGUAAAUGGUUCUUGAAUCGGGUUUUGAGCAUGACUCCUCAACUCCGAGAAUUCAGUGCUCUCUCAUCAUUAAAUGACAUCCCAGUGCUUCCAGUAAUCCUGAAUCCUGUUUCAUGUACUGCAACCAAUCAUGAAUCUUUUAAAGUGUAUCUUGAUAAACUUGCACGCCCUCUGCGGAAAGUAUUGAAGUCUUCAUACAAUGACAGCCAGCUCCAAGCUGUUAGUAUUGCCAUUGGGUCAGCAAGCUCGAAAACAAAAUGUGAUCUGUCUCUUAUUCAGGGCCCUCCAGGUACAGGUAAAACAAAAACUAUUGUUGCGAUCGUGAGUGCAUUGCUUUCUUUACAUGCCGACAACUCUUACAAUUUACCAAGAAAUGAAUCCCUGGCUAGUGCUGAAUUUACCAAGCCAAGAACAAAGAUUAGUCAAACUGCUGCAGUAGCUAGAGCUUGGCAGGAUGCAGCCCUGGCUAAACAACAGAUAAAGGAUUCCCAGAGAGAAAACCCGAGGACAGAACGGCUUUCAAAAGGCAUCCUUUCAAGAGGAAGGGCUCUAAUAUGUGCGCAGUCAAAUGCGGCAGUUGAUGAACUUGUGUCAAGACUCAGUAAAGGAUUGUAUGAUACUGAAGGAAAGCUGUAUAGACCUUAUAUAGUGAGGGUUGGUAAUGCAAAGACAGUUCAUCCUAAUUCAAUCCCUUUCUUUAUUGACACACUUGUUGAACAAAGGUUGUCAGACGAGUUGAAGAUUAAUGAUGAAUCCAAAAUUUCAUCCGAUGGCGGAUCCUCUGGUUCACUUAGGGCUAGGUUGGAGAAGGUUGUAGACAGAAUUAGAUAUUAUGAGUCACGGCGAAAACUAGUGGAGGGUGAUAAGACAGAAACUGGAUCUUCUGUGCCCGAUGAAGAUGAGAUGGAUGAAGUUUCUGAUGAAGCAAUUGGUGCAAAGCUCAAUAUUUUAUAUACACAGAAAAGGGCAGUUUCUUCAGAACUUGCCACUGCUCAUGCACGUGAAAAGAAAAUAGCUGAUGAAAACAAGUCUCUUAAGCACAAGGUAAGGAAGUCAAUUCUCGGAGAAGCAGAGAUUGUUGUGACAACGCUCAGUGGGUGUGGAGGUGAUAUUUACGGAGUUUGCUCGGAAACUGCUUCAGCUAAGAAAUACGGGAAUUUCUCUGAGCAAGCUUUGUUUGAUGUUGUUGUUAUCGAUGAAGCUGCGCAGGUGGGGUCUCAGACUCUCAAUACUAACUGUCCUCUUUCAAAUCAAGCUAGCUUUAUAUUUAAUAUUUAUUAUAUGAAUGUAGAUGUCAAUCACCCUCUUACCAUGCGGGAGUCCGAUUUCUCAAUCAUGACUGUCAAGAAUACAUGGGUUCCCUGGUUUCAGCCAUACUUGGACCAAUCACAAUGGUCAGAGUAUCAUGGAGUCCAACUACGGCUGGACCCGCAAUUGAAGGUCGUUAGAUGGGGAAGACGUAAGACAAAGCGUCUUAGAGGUGACAUGGAUGGAUGGGGCCGUGGUGCUGGUCAAGAAACCGGCACCGGCUAA